GGUGCUGAAACCGGAGCGAUGUUAUAGAUGGCCGGGUGAGACGUUACCAGUAUAGGCAACUUUGUAGAAUGUGUACCAUUAUGCAACGUUAUAUAGGCAGCGACCCAGGCAGGUACUAUGCACGCGUUUCCUUCACAUUUAGAUUGUUUGGAUCGUCGAAACAUAGGAUGCGUGUUCCUGGGAAAUUAGUGCUAAAUGUUGGCGACAAACCGAAAGCUUCCGAGGUGUUAACUGCCUACUUAAAGCAGUGCAACGAGCCACCAUGGACGUCUUACUUCAUUAAGCACCGUGACGUAAUAAACGAUCAAUUUGGUAGGUCGCACUUCAACUGGACCCUCGAUACCGGCACCAACUACCAUAUCUUGCGGACUGGAUGCUUUCCCUACAUGAAGUACCACUGUACCAAGCGCCCCAUUCAGGAUCUGACCCUCGACGACUACUUUUUCCGUUGUAUCAAAGUAGUAAAUCUGGGCAUACCGCCACUUUUUUACGGGCUGGCAGCAGUCUUUCUCAUCCGGCAUACCGAGCUGGUCGAGAUGGGUAGCUACGGCCGGGUGCCGAUUUACUUUCUUUACGAGGAACACAAAGGUUCACAGUAUUGAAUCUUAAUGCAUUCUCCAGUCAGAAAAAAGUGUGUAUGUAGUACGAAAUGUAAUAAUGGUGUAAAAUAGAUCAAAUAAUCUCGAAUAAGUAAUAUAUUAUAAAUGCGGCGCAGUCCGUUCUUCUAAAAUUAAAAAAAUGUACCAUAUUAGACCAU
Molecule: messenger RNA, 757 nt
Organism: Anopheles cruzii
Lineage: Eukaryota; Metazoa; Arthropoda; Insecta; Diptera; Culicidae
Exons: 3
Coding region: 69-602 (177 amino acids)
Source: RefSeq, a predicted model, not a curated record